AUGUCCAAGAAGAUUGCCACAGUUAUUGGUGCCACGGGCAACCAAGGAAGCGCCUUUAUUUCUGUGCUGCUGCAAAAAGCCGAAUAUCACAUUCGCGGUGUAACUCGGAAUCCGGACAGCGAUGCCUCCAAUGCCCUCAAGGAAAAUGGUAUCGAGAUGGUACGCGGUGAUCUCACCGAUGAAGCAUCAUUGAAAUCUGCCUUUGAAGGUUCUCAUCUCAUCUUCGGUGUUACCGAUUUUGUCCCUGGAUACGUCGAGCACGGAGGCAGAAAAGGACAGGAAAUUGAGGCCAACUAUGGCCUCAACAUUGCCCGUGCUGCUCAGGCAACUACUGCGCUCGAACACUUCAUCUGGAGCACUCUUCCCGGAAUCCACAACGCCACCGGCGGAAAGUUUUCAUGUCCUAACUUCGAUGGAAAGAACCAAGUCAGCGAGUAUAUCCGCGCUGAUGCGGCCUUGCUGGCUAAGACAACCUUCCUGAUGAUUGGGUGGUACGAGACCAACUUCAAGUAUCCCGUCUUUACGCCGAUCUGGGUGGAGCUGGCCAAUAAAUACGUUGUCAUUGGUGACUACCCAGCCGAUGCCUCUCUUCCAUGCAUUGGAGACGUCAGAAAUAAUCUUGUUCCUUUCCUCGAGAGGAUCCUUGAACAGCCGGAAAAGGUGAAGAAUGGGAUUAUCGUUCUCGCUUAUAUCGAAAAUGUCGGGUUUGAGGAUCUUCUGAAACGGUGGGCCAGGGCGCAUGGGAAAGAGGCGGUUUACGUGAAGACAAGCCAUGAAACCAUCUCCCAGGCAUUGUGGCCUCGGUGGACGGAUUUGGCUGAGAUGGCUCGCUUCAUGGGGGAUUACAAGGGGAACAACUGGAUUUAUCACGAAGACGAAGUUCUUACCGCCAAGAAGCUGGGGAUUCCGCAGAGUGAUUUCGUUCCGCUCAGCGAGUCCCUCAAAUUGUUGAAGUUUGAUUAG
Trichoderma citrinoviride is the source of this 963-nucleotide messenger RNA. RefSeq names its product NAD(P)-binding protein. The transcript has a single exon. Lineage: Eukaryota; Fungi; Ascomycota; Sordariomycetes; Hypocreales; Hypocreaceae. The coding region runs from base 1 to 963 and encodes 320 amino acids. The record is from RefSeq and is a predicted model, not a curated record.